ACCACCAAUGCAGUUACAUUCAACAAUGAAUACGUACAAUGGGAAUUCUCACAACGGUCCAAAUCCAAUAUCUUCAGCAAAAGGGACCGCGUCAAUGCAUCACCCUGCAUUUGUAUCACAACAACAGCAGCAACUGCACCAUUCAUCCAUAACUUCCCCCUUGGGAUCUAACAUGCCGCCGACCCGUCCAACAUCCGCCUAUUAUCAUAGUGCCUCCAACGCCAAUAGCAGCGGAGCAGCACCGACAAGCAAUGAUCAACUGCAACAGCACUUGGUCUCUCAACAACAACAAUUUACACACCACUCACUUAACAUGAGUGCUAGCAGUAGCAAUUUGAAUAGUGGCAACAUGUCAGCGACAGCUCUGCAACAAUACCAACAGCAUCAACAACAACAGAUUUUAUCAAAAAUGGCGCCACAAUCCUCACUAACGAUGGGAAACCGAUCAAGGAGCACUCAGAAUUUCAAUCGCGACAUGCAGAAUCAACAUAGUCUGCGCAUGCAACAAAUGAUGGCGCCUUCAAUGCCAAACAUAAGUAGCGCAUCCCAGCAGCAACACAUGUCAGCUAGCCAGAGUAUGCAGAAUGUAAAUAUGAGCGGUGCGGACCCUACACUAGGGUACCAAAAUGGCGCUGGAGGUGAUGGUUAUAUACAGCAGCAACAUUCACCUGCCGGGCAGACGUUUCGUCGCAAUCCAUUAAACGAGUUCAUGUCUCAGGGCGGUGGCGAUGGAACUCAACACUCUCCACAUAUAAUGCUGCAGCAACAGCAAAACUUUAUUUCGUUACCCCCGAAACCUGGUAGCUUGCAGAAAGUGUCACCUACGAAGCAGCAACAACAGACUCAGCAUUUACCACCCACAGCUCCGAAGCCGCAGACGAAUCGAAUACAACAGCAGCAAUUCAUGCAGCAUCAACAACAACAACAUCAGCAAACUAUGUACCAGCAGCAUAUUGAGGAUAAGCCACCGCUACCACCGACGGCCACGCAUCCGCUUUACAAACCGACGCAACAAAUAACACCUGGUAUGAAUUAUGUAGCCAGCACUUUAGACCCUCCGAAAGGUGGCUAUGUGCCUGUAUCCUCAACAGCACCAUUACAAAACCAGAAAAACUUCUUAGGGACCAAUCCUUGGGAGCGUGAAGAGCGCGAAAAGGAAGUGGAAAUGCGGCGUGAACAUGUGCGUCAAUGGCGGGAGCAACAAAUCGCCGAUAUUUCUUCCCUGCCACAAAGAACGCCACAGCAAGAAGAGCAACUCAAGACUCUUAUACUGGAACGUGAUUUUGAGCGGCGAGCUCAGGAGGCAGAAGAGCAUGAAGAUGAAAGUGAACCAUCGUACGAAAAGGAGAGCGCACAAGAAGUAUUCCGCCUUCAGACAAACAGCAUACAAAUGCCAGUGACUAACUUCAGACAAACAGAGAUAAAAACCUCGUCUGUGUUAGAUAAUAUUGGCGGAGGUACCAACAGCACGACCGGCUCUUUGGAGGAGUCGCCUUUGUCUUCGGCGCGCAGUUCAGCAGCUGUCGUAUCGGAUGCGGCGUCCGUGCUUCAGCAGCAGCAACCACCUCCUUUGCCAAGCAACCCACCGCCUGCGACAGGAGUGACCACGGCAGCAGCUACACAACCUAAAGGCAUUUUGAAGAACAAUCGCUACGAUGGGGCCAGCGGCGCCGCACCAUCCUCGCCAUCCAAAUCUCAAAAAUCGACGAGCUUUGCUGAUGAUCGACACUUGCAAUCCGAACACCCAAUAUCAAGUUUGGCCAAAAACUUGUCACAUAUAUCAAUCAGUAAUUCCGUUUCAACUGGCAUUUGCUCACCUACAACGCCUACUGUAGGUUCUUCAACACAGAAUACAAGUGUCGACAGUUCAACUGUUCCACCGCCUCCCCCGCCAGAGCGCAAUAGCUCUUAUCUCGUUAUGUCACAACAAAAAUUACGCAACUCCUCCAUCGGUCUUUUAAAAACAGCUACGAGCAAUUCUGCUGAUUUACUUAACCAGAACCAAAACUUGGGGAAUAAUUCGAAUCUAUUGAAUAAUAAUGCCACCAUAAAUAAUAAUAAUAACACCAAUAGUUGUAGUUUAAAUUCGUCCACGUCAGCAGGGACUCCUGCUGGCGCAACAAUAAACAACAACAUCACCACUAAUAACGCGCAGUCCUUAACAUUGGAACUAUUACCAUCCAGUUAUAUGGGCAACAGUAGUAUGUUGCUACGAGAUAACAAACGUGUUUCAUUCCAUAACGAAGAGAACAACUACAUAGGGGCAGCUCAGUCGUAUGGAACAACCGGAACAGGGUCAUCUUCUGACAUGUACUCCAUGAAUAGCGACUCCCAAAUUCCUCUAGAUCUGGAUGCCAUACUCGAGGAUAGAAACGUAAGUUUAUUAACGUAUCGGACCGUGAAUUUUUGAAUUUCAAGUUCCUUU
Molecule: messenger RNA, 2425 nt
Organism: Rhagoletis pomonella (apple maggot)
Lineage: Eukaryota; Metazoa; Arthropoda; Insecta; Diptera; Tephritidae
Product: afadin-like
Biological process (GO): regulation of protein localization; signal transduction
Cellular component (GO): adherens junction
Molecular function (GO): cell adhesion molecule binding
Source: RefSeq, a predicted model, not a curated record